CUGUCAUUUCCCGCUACCAAAACCCUCGUUCACCGGAACUUCUAAACCCUAACUAUUCACCAACCGUCACUCCUCACCGGCGACCGUCGUAAUCGAACUCACUCAACCGUUUUCCGCACACACCGUCGUGUUCUGCCGUAGUAUUCCGUACCGUAUGUUGAUUUCAACACCGUCGCGAAGCUAUAAUUAACCAGAAAAGCCGUAAAUCGAACAGAAGGUUCUCAAAAUGAGUACGGUAGACAAGAUGUUAAUCAAAGGUAUCCGGAGCUUUGAUCCGGAGAACCGUCACGUCAUCACGUUCUACAAGCCGUUAACGCUCAUCGUCGGUGCUAACGGUGCCGGAAAAACUACUAUUAUUGAGUGUUUGAAGCUCUCAUGUACCGGUGAAUUGCCACCAAAUGCUAGGUCUGGUCAGAGUUUUAUCCAUGAUCCCAAGGUUGCAGGGGAAACAGAAACAAAGGCUCAGAUAAAGCUGCGGUUCAAGACAGCAGCGGGUAAAGAUGUGGUGUGUAUAAGAUCAUUUCAGUUGACUCAGAAGGCUUCUAAGAUGGAGUACAAGGCAAUUGAGAGUGUGUUGCAGACUAUAAAUCCUCACACUGGAGAGAAAGUGUGCCUUAGCUAUCGGUGUGCUGACAUGGACCGUGAGAUUCCUGCUCUUAUGGGUGUCUCUAAAGCGAUUCUUGAAAAUGUUAUAUUUGUACACCAAGAUGAGGCCAAUUGGCCUCUGCAAGAUUCUUCAACUUUGAAAAAGAAGUUCGAUGACAUUUUCUCAGCUACAAAAUAUACAAAGGCCUUGGAGGUUAUCAAAAAGCUUCACAAGGAUCAGGCUCAGGAAAUUAAACUUUCUCAAAAGGAUUUAGAGAAGCUUCAGCUCUUGAAAGAUUCUGCAUACAAGCUUCGACAAAGUAUCACUCAAGAUCAAGAAGAAUCAGAAAGAUUAGGCAGUAAAAUACAGGAUUUAGAACAAAUUAUUCAAAAUGUGGAUUCUAAAAUUCGUCAAACUGAAGCUACACUGAAGGAAUUCCGUAAUCUUCAAGAUCAGGUUACCACCAAGAUAGCUGAAAGAAGCACUUUAUUCAAGGAGCAAGAACAGCGUCAUAUGGAUUUACAAGAAGAAAAUACUGAUACCGAUGAAGAAUUAAGGGAAUGGAAUAAGAAGUUCAAUGAAAGGAUAGCGGUUCAGGAAGAUAAACUCAACAAAUUAAAUAGAGAGAUUGAGGACAUGGAGACGAAAAGCUCCAACUCUCAGCAACAAAUCAAUAAUUACAUUAAAAACGUCACCAAGCUUCAGACUGAACUUGAAAUUUGUACAAAGUUGAAGGAGGAGAGAGACUCGACAAUACAGGAGCUUUACAAGCAACACAACUUGGGGUGUCUUCUGAAAACUCCUUUUAGCAAUGAAAUGGCUUCAAAUUAUACAAGUCGUAUAAAGGCAAGACUGAAAGAUAUUGAACGUGAUCUAGAGGAGAAAAAAAGAUCCAUGGAUGAAGAGCUUCAGGUAGCAUGGGAUCUCUACAGUGAUUCAAGCAAACGAUGCGAAGAAGCUAAGGCUGAUAAGGAUUCUAAAUUAAAAUUGAAGCCUGGCAUAAUACAACGGAAAAAAGAAAAAGAAACCGAGCGUGAUAAUUUGGAGCUCGAAGUUUCUAGUUAUAAUGCACAUCAGAUUGAUGAGAAAGAAAAGAAGUUGGUUAUUGAGCAAAAUAGAUUGAGUACGCUUCUUGUCCAAGGAGAAUUUGAUGAUAAAAUACAGGCAAAGUCGAUAGAAGUACAAGUUCUUGGAAAGAAAAUCAAAGAUCUUGGUCAUGAGAGAGACGUCAUAAAUGCAGACGCCAACGAGAGGAUUAAACUGUCUUUAAAGAAAGAGGAUCUAGAAAAUCUCAAGAAAAAACACAAAAAAAUAAUGGAUGAACAUAAGAACAAAAUAAGGGGAGUCCUGAAAGGGAGGCUGCCUCUAGACAAAGAUCUGAAGAAAGAAGUCAUGCAAGCUCUAAGUGCGAUUACAACCGAGUAUGAUGAUUUGAACUCAAAGUCUCGUGAAGCUGACAAAGAUUUCAAUGCAGUGCAACUAAAAAUACAAGAAGUUAACAAUAAUUUGGCCAAAUUACACAAGGAUAAAGACUCUAGGAAGAGAGUUAUUGAGUCAAAGCUUCAAACUCUGGAUCGGCAGUCUGCCAGCAUUGACUUUUAUACCAAAGUCUUGGAUGUGGCUAAAGAAAAAAGAGAUGUUCACAAAAGCAAGUACAACAUUGCUGAUGGUAUGCGACAAAUGUUUGAUCCUUUUGAAAGAGUUGCUCGUGCACAUCAUAUAUGCCCUUGUUGUGAACGCCCUUUUUCUGCUGAAGAAGAAGAUGAAUUUGUUAAAAAGCAAAGAGUCAAGUCUGCGACUUCUGCUGAGCGUAUGAAAUCAUUGGCGGUGGAAUCUUCAGAAGCAGAAUCCAACUAUCAACAGCUGGAAAAACUUCGUCUAUUGUAUGAAGAAUACAACAAAAUUUGCAAAGAAUCUAUUCCCAUUGCAGAGAAGAACUUGAUUGACUUAAAAGACGAGUUGGAACAAAAAUCUCAAGCCCUUGAUGAUGUAUUGGGUGUUUUAGCUCAAAUAAGUUCGGAUAAGGACGCAGUUGAAUCGUUAAAGCAACCUGUAGACACUUGUGACAGACUUCUUGGUGAAAUAGAAAGGCUGCAGAAAUCAGUUGAUGAUUUCGAGGAUAAACUUGAAAUCAGCGGGGUCGGCGCCAAGUCUUUGGAAGAAUUGCAGCUUGAGCUUAAUACCGCACAAAAUGCCAAGGAAGAUUUGGAAAGGGAAUUGGGAAAAUUGAGUGAUGAAAGAAGGCAACUGGAACAUGAUUUACAAAGGGUUAAUAACAGAUUGCAUGAGGAGAGAGCAGAGAAGGUGAAAGUAGUGAAUGCUUUGAGUAAUCUUGACAAGGUCGAAAACGAGCUUGAACGAAUAAAUGAGGAGAUAAAUCAAGUGGACAUUGACAUCAAGCAAUUAGAAGAAGCCGUGGGUCCUUUAUCCAAGGAGGUGGAGAAAUAUAGAGUCGCUCAUCAAACCAUGAAAAACAAAAUCGGCGAAGAAUACGAGGAGCAAUCCGAGUUGAAGAGAAAGUAUCUUCAGGGUGUUGACACACUUGAUAAAUUGAUCACUAAAAUUGAAAGGUAUGAAAGAGAGAAUAUUCCCGAGAAACUAAACGAUCUGAAAGAAAAACAAGCUCUAGAACAAGUUAAGCUUCGAAAUUACAAUAAUAAAAAACAGGAACUCUCAGCUGUUAAAAAUGAAAUUGCGGAUCGGGUGCGCAAUCAAGAUUUGUUAAGACGUAAUAUUGAUGAUAAUUUGAAAUAUCGGGAAGUAAAAGCGAAUGUAGAGGCUUGCACUCGUGAUAUUGAAUCUCUGGAACAAAGAAUGGUUGACAUGGGUGGCAGUUCUGCUGCUGAAUCUGAACUUGCAAAACUUAGGAAAGAAAAAGAGAGACUUCUUUCGGAGCUAAACAAGUACCAAGGCACUGUAGAUGUAUAUCAGAAGGCUAUAUCAAAGAACAAAAUUGAUCUUAGAAAUCCUGAAUAUAAAGACAUUGACAAACGAUAUUUCGACCAGCUACUUAAACUCAAGACCACUGAGAUGGCCAACAAGGAUCUGAAUAAAUAUUACAACGCACUUGACAAGGCACUCAUGAGGUUUCACAGUAUGAAAAUGGAAGAAAUAAAUAAAAUAAUAAGAGAAUUAUGGCAGCAAACGUAUAGAGGGCAGGAUAUAGAUUACAUCAGCAUUCAUUCAGAUGCUGACGGUGGUGGUACACGUUCUUACAGCUACAAGGUCGUUAUGCAAACCGGUGAUGCUGAGCUGGAAAUGCGUGGAAGGUGCAGUGCUGGUCAGAAGGUACUUGCUUCCCUUAUAAUACGGUUGGCUUUAGCUGAAACUUUUUGUCUCAACUGUGGAAUACUUGCACUUGAUGAACCAACCACCAACCUAGAUGUCCCAAAUGCUGAAAGUCUUGCUGCAGCUCUUUUAAGAAUAAUGGAGGAUAGAAAAGGACAGGAGAAUUUUCAACUGAUAGUUAUUACUCACGAUGAGCGAUUUGCUCAGCUUAUUGGUCGACGGCAGCACGCAGAAAAGUAUUAUCGUGUCACAAAAGAUGACCACCAGCACAGCAUCAUUGAAGCCCAGGAAAUCUUUGAUUGAAUCACAAGACGGUGUGAUCGGUCUAUAUUUAUGGUCAACUGUGUUGUACUGACUCAGUGUGCAAAGAAGCAAAUCGUGAGUCAAUCUGGUUUGGUUUUCUCAGUGAUCUAUUUGUGCUGUGUUGAUUUUGGGCAUAUGGUUAGGUUUUGAAAAUGAUUUUCUGCCAAACGGAACGUAGAUGUGCAUCUUGGUUGCAUUUGUUAGCUUUAAUGUAGUUUCAUGUUUGAUGCUUUUUGUUGGUAUCUAGGCAUGUGUAAACCGAACCCAACCACUACUAACACUAUUCAUAUGACCACCAUGUUCUAGUU
This is a messenger RNA of Helianthus annuus (common sunflower), 4485 nucleotides long. RefSeq names its product DNA repair protein RAD50. Gene Ontology annotation, biological process: telomere maintenance via recombination; telomere maintenance via telomerase; double-strand break repair. Bases 227 to 4177 code for a protein of 1316 amino acids. The transcript is spliced from 27 exons. The record is from RefSeq and is a predicted model, not a curated record. Gene Ontology annotation, cellular component: Mre11 complex; condensed nuclear chromosome; nucleus. NCBI's taxonomy places the organism in Eukaryota, Viridiplantae, Streptophyta, Magnoliopsida, Asterales, Asteraceae. Gene Ontology annotation, molecular function: double-stranded telomeric DNA binding; single-stranded telomeric DNA binding; G-quadruplex DNA binding.